Papilio polytes (common Mormon) is the source of this 3190-nucleotide messenger RNA. RefSeq names its product PR domain zinc finger protein 5-like. Gene Ontology annotation, molecular function: zinc ion binding; RNA polymerase II cis-regulatory region sequence-specific DNA binding; DNA-binding transcription factor activity, RNA polymerase II-specific. The transcript has 3 exons. Bases 214 to 3165 code for a protein of 983 amino acids. Gene Ontology annotation, biological process: regulation of DNA-templated transcription. The record is from RefSeq and is a predicted model, not a curated record. Lineage: Eukaryota; Metazoa; Arthropoda; Insecta; Lepidoptera; Papilionidae. Gene Ontology annotation, cellular component: nucleus.
CACGCUGGCGGGCGCCAUGAUGGCUGUCGAACAAGCGCUGGUAGCAGUUUGACAGUGUCAUUUUCGUUAAAUUUUCCUUUAAUUUCUUCACAAUUUAGAGAUUAUCCGAGGUUUUUUUGAAUUAGGUAACCAUUAAAUGUUAUAUACUAUAUUUAUAUAAACAUCAAGUAACAGUGACGGUUCAAUUUAUGAUCUUAAUUGAAAGCGAAAAAAAUGGAGCCAAAACUAACAAACACCGUUAGCCUAAAAACAUAUUCUCGCUCGAAAUGUUGGAAAGUUUCGAAUCCUAAGGAUAUAAAAUGUGAACCUUUGACGACAAAAGAAGCCGUGAAGUAUUUGUUGCAAGGAUCAUUGAAGAGAAGGGUCUGUCGGUUUUGCUUAACCACGACGACCUCUUUAUCAGAAUUAGACGAGAUUUUAGAGGUAGCCAAUUCUGGAGCAAUAUUUCAAGUCGCCAUACGGGACAUGUUAGCGAGCUUCUACCCAUUUCAGAUAUCGGAUGACCCUAAUUUCCCAAAUAAAAUCUGCGGAAAAUGCCUCGAUAGAACAAUCAAUUGUUACUUAUUUACACAGCAGUGUGAACGAGCCGAACGGGCGAUACGUAACUGCUUCAUUGACAUCAAUGAGAAAUUCGAUAAACUAGACCCUCUCGAACGAGUGAAGAGGAGGGGAAGACAAAAAUUAAAUCCCAACCACAAUAUAAUACACAUAGAACAUAAAAAUGUCAUUAACUACGCAGAUCCAAUAAUAAAUAUAGUAAAUUCUGGCUCAUCACUCAUAAAUGGUAAUGAAGUUCAAAUAAAUGAACUGGAAUGUCCUAAAUGUUGGCAAGUGUUUCCCAACGUUGAAUCUCUGGUUAACCAUGAGAAAAUACAUCCGAAAUCAAUGUGGUACAACUGUAAAUACUGCGGGAACUCUUUUAUGAAGCUUUCACAUUACAAAAAACAUAUUAAACAGUUUCAUGUUAAAGGAAACAAUAAAACUAAUGAAGAUAAACAACAUUUUGAAUGCAAAGAAUGUGGUACUGCUUUUGAGGAAUUAGAUAAUUAUUUACAACACAUUGAAAAGCACAAGUUUAAGAGUGUUCUAGAACAUUUAGUUGAGAAGAAAAUGGACAAUCUGUGCGGUGUUUGUUUGGACAAAGGAGAUAGUAUGACACAAUUAAAUGAAACUUUAUCUUUACAUGGAGGAUAUCCAGAAUUAUCCGGAGAGUUGACUGUGGCUACAGUCUUAACAUCAACUAUACCAGAGAAAUCGCACAAAUUCGAUGAAUUCCUCGUCCCCAAGCAAGCAAAUCGAAUAGCGAUUACCAGGAGAAUUACCAAAACAAAUAAGAGAGCUAAUAAAAAACUUGAUGUCAUAAAUAAAGUAACAAAAAGGGCUAAUGUAGCAAUGAAGUUGAUUACUAUAACUCACAAUACAUUUUCUUUCUCAAAUCCUAUAAAAAUAACCACUGAAAUUAUUGACUUAGACGAGACAGAUAAUUCAACAUUUGAGAAAAGUAAAUCUGUUGAUAAAUCAUCCCUACAUGUUGGUAAAGAUGGAGCUGGAUUCCCAUUUUCUUUUGCUAAUCCUAUAAAGAUUUCUGACAAUUCCUGUGAAGUAAAAGACAAGGGACAGAUAGAUAUGCCAUCCAUUGACAUAAGACAGGAAGACUCCAUACAAAUAGACCCUGAUAGUGGGAUAUCUACAGUUCCCAUUUUAUGUAUAACUUGUUCGAUAUUAAAAAAGCCCCAGUGCGAGAAAUGUAUUGAAUUAACAUCGGAUACUGAUGUAUCUACAAACUCAUCUGAGACCAUAAAUGAAGAAAAUGAAAACACACAAAUGAAGACUUGCAAACAGUGUUGGAUAUUUGGUAAAGUAGGAAAAUGCAAUUAUUGUAAGGAACAAACUGAUAAAACUGUAGAAACAGAUAUUCCCGAUCUUCAAGACUCUGAAGAAACCGACCCAAUUCCAAAAAUAAGUGUUGAACCCGAGAAAGACAUCGGAAUUGCAAAGGAAAAUAAUGAUAAUGAGAAUAUCCAAAAAGAACAGAAUCUUGAACCUGAGAAAGCUAUCCCAAUACCACAGAUAAAUGAUAAAUCUGAUAAAGACAAGCCGCGUAAGAGAAAAAUUGAAUCCGAGGAAUUCACAAUUUCAAAGAAAAAUAUCGCACAUGAAAAAGAUAUCCUAGUUGACGAACCUGAGGAAAUCCUCCCAAUUACAAAGGUCAAUCUUGAAACUAAAGAAAUCAUAACUAGGAAGAGAAAAAUUGUAUCUAAGGAAGUCUUAAAUGAAAAAGUAAAUACUGAAGAUGAAGAACCCAUGCUAAGUAGAAAGAGAAAAAUUGACCAUGAAAUUGAACUCCCAAUUGUAAAGAAAUCGAAAUGGCAAUGUGAAAUCUGUUUAACUAAUAAUGAUAACAGAGAAAAAUGUUUCUGUUGUGGUGAGAAAAGGAUGCAAGAUAAUGUGAAUAAUUUUAGUUUCAAUUUUACGAAAUGCGAAUAUACACCUAAGCGUAAUAAGAAUAAAUCAGAUGCUGUCAAAAAUAACAACUAUAUUAUCACAAGUAAUAAAGAAGAAAACGAAAACACUGAACAAAUAACUAAAGAAGAUAAACAAGAACAGAAUAAAGUUGAAGUUGUUAAAAAUGAUUUGAUUCCAAAUAUUUCUUUACCAAACAUAGAAGUAGUAGCUGAUGUUGUAAAAGUUGACACAAAAGAAAUUAAACCACAAAACGAAGAGCAAAUGGAUGUAAAUUUCGACGACGGCAAUGUUGCAAAAGUCGCAGGAAACGUUGCCAAAUUUGACGGAAACGUCAAAUUCGACGUUAAUGUUCCUAAAUUUGGUGGAAAUGUUGCUGAAUUUGAUACAAGCAUUCCCAAAGUUGACGGAAAUGUUACUAAAUUCGACAGUAUUAUUGGCAACUUUGGAAAAAUUGAUAACAAUGUAAUUAAACCAGUUAUGCCUAGUGUGAAUUUUAAUUUCGGGUCGUGUUCAACUUUCACACCGACGAUGCAAAGUUUCACGCCUCCAGUAAUGCAGAAUUUCAGUCCCAUUUCAACAAUGUCACCCACACAGUUAACAUCGCUCAGUUUUAAUAUCGGUACUCAAGAUAGUAAUAACAAACCAAGGAAGAUAUUAAAAAAUAUGAGACAUAGAAGAGAAAAACAAUUGAAAAGAUAGACAUUUUUUAACUACCCACCUUUUG